AUGGAAGACAUCACAGCAUUGAAGCACAGCGUUAUUGUAGAAUGUUCAUCUUACUACAGUGAGCCCAGUGUAUCUAAAGAGUACAAAAACCUCUCUGGCCCGAGAAUCGAGGAAAAAAUUUGUGAAAACGGAUCCACCAGUUAUCUUGACAACCCAGAAAUCAAAAAAGAAAAUUCCGCUUUUUUAAAUAAGAAACCUACACCGUCCCCAGACAAUGAACUGGUACUACCAGAUGUUUUGGAUAUCAAUAGCGAGGAAAAGGUUGUUUUAACCCCUCUUCUUUUCCUUGAUCCAUUCGACAAUCCAGAAAUGGAAUAUGAUUUUUUGGAAAACGAGUCAUUUUGCUCAGAUUAUCCAGAUCCAUGGGGAUUUCCGAAAGUAGUCCACAUUCAUUUCAUAUACAUACCUGUACUCCAUGAUAUGCCACUAGAUAUACUACCAGAACUUGCAGUAGUUACCCACAUUCAUACCGACAAAGCACAAAUCAGAGAGUUUCUUCUAAGACACCGAGGUGUUUCUAAAAUAACGGAAGAUCCAGACAUUCCAUGUGAAUAUCCUUCGGUUACUGAGCCCGUUCUUAUUGAAGAAAAAAGAAAAAACAAGUUUCGCAAAGCUAUGACAAAAUGGAAAAAGUGGAUUGCUACUCAUUCAAGAAAAACGAGGACUGAAAGAGAAGUAUUUGAAAUUACUAAACCUGUUCAUGAAUCGAAAAGGAAAAAUAAGUUUCGGAAAUUAAGAUCAAAAUGGGAAAAGUGGACUGCUUAUUUUUUAGCUCAUUUUCCGUCACAGGAUGCGAACGAUUGGGAAGAUCAUACCGUUCAUGUGCAUAAUAAUUUGCUGGAUGAAUUUGCUGAAGCUACGAGGCAGAAAGAAGAAUUAGAACAGUCAGAAGCAGAUGACAUUAAAGAAUCUGUUGACCACAUCCAUGUCCUCCAUGUAGGUCAACGCUCAGAUGAGAAACUGCAUUACGAAUACAAACAAUACCCGAAAGUUUAUCACAUCCAUUACGUCGAAAUAUCUAAAGAGUUUUAUUCAGAUAUCGCAAAAACAGACGUCAACCAAGACACAUUUACGUUUCAGUAUUCUCCAGCAACGGACACGGCUCCAAUUAUAACGGAAGUUCCGAACCUUCCAAAUGAGUCACCUUUAGCCAAUAAACCCGAUUUUGGAGAAAUUUUUGAAAAUGAAGAAAUCGCCAUACCUCUCUCCGAAGGAGAUGCGUCACAAAAUGGUUUAAACGAAAAAAAACCAUCGGAUGAUGAAGACGAACUGACUGCAGCGCAAAGCGGCACCACGGUGACCGCUAAUAAGAAAAAUAAACUUGGGAAAUUGGGGUCUAAAUUGAAAAAGUGGACGGCCGUUCAUUUUCACCGACGAAAGGCAAAGGAUGCGCGUGAAGUGACAGAAGACCAUGUAGACCAGCUAGCAAAUGACAUCCAAGAAGCAAGUGAAAACCAAGAACAACAAAAAGUUGCCGAGGAAUCUGAAAAUAAAAAUAUGAAGCAAAUAAAGAAGAAAAAAAUUUUGAACUUUGGGAGAAAAAUCAAAUCAUAGUUUCUUCCGAAAACAAGAAAGGAACAAAGAGAAUUAUAGGAAAAAGAAUGAGUUUUGGCGAAGAAGGAUAGAAAAAUGGUUGAACCCCCUCGAGUAAACUACACCACUCUUUCAACGAAUGUAAACAUUGUUCAGAGAUGAACGAGUAGGAAGGCCAAACCGAAACAUGCUGAGAAAACGAGAACGAGCGACACAUGGUAACGAAACAAGCCAUAUAUAAAGGAUCAGACUUCUGAAGAAGAAGGACGAAUUUUUGAAUUCCUUCGACAGUCGUUUCCUGACAAUGUCGACCAUAGCCUCACAGACACCGACACACUCCGCGAUCCGAUUCAAGUUAGGUUAAGUUAGAUUUAAGUUAGAGUAAGUUAGGUUAAGUCUUAGGUUAAGAUCUUGAAUCGGAAUGUGGGGCCAUGUAGGGGUAUGGGGGCUCAGAUCGAUAUUGUUGGGAAUGUAAUGUAGAAGAAAUUCAAAUAUCCGUUCCUGUUUUGGAGAGUUAGGUCCUUUAUUGUACUUUUUUCGUUUACUUUGUUGUUACUCGACUUGUUUUCUCAAUGCCUUUAGGUUUGGCAUUCUUUCUCAUCAUUUUAUGAACAAUCAAUUCGUUGAAAGGUCCUCAAAAACAAGCAUCAAGACCACAGACUUAUUAAUGGACCCCUUUGUCUUUAGGACGAAGCAAGUGCAUGCAAGUGAUGAGAUGAACAGUACAAGGCUGCAAAGUAUUGUAUUGUAUGCAUCCCAUCUACUUUCUGCAUUUUGCACCAAGAGGCAAAGAAACGACCAUACCAGACGAAGGUUUUCAAAAUUG
Daphnia magna is the source of this 2359-nucleotide messenger RNA. RefSeq lists its product as uncharacterized. Lineage: Eukaryota; Metazoa; Arthropoda; Branchiopoda; Diplostraca; Daphniidae. The record is from RefSeq and is a predicted model, not a curated record. The transcript is spliced from 3 exons. The coding region runs from base 1 to 1554 and encodes 517 amino acids.